Labrus bergylta (ballan wrasse) is the source of this 3825-nucleotide messenger RNA. RefSeq names its product pellino E3 ubiquitin protein ligase family member 2 (gene peli2). Gene Ontology annotation, molecular function: ubiquitin protein ligase activity; protein binding. The record is from RefSeq and is a predicted model, not a curated record. Gene Ontology annotation, biological process: protein polyubiquitination; regulation of Toll signaling pathway. NCBI's taxonomy places the organism in Eukaryota, Metazoa, Chordata, Actinopteri, Labriformes, Labridae.
CAGAGCGGAUUCGACCGCCAAGUAAGUUACGGUUUGCUAUGUCACGGUAAAGAAGUUUGAAACCACUUUAUUUAUAGAAAACUGGAUAGGUCUGGGCACAGAUAUAUACACCGCUGGACAAAUGAUAUGCAAUUAAAGCCUUUCGCGUGUUUCGAAGGCAGCUUCUGGUUAUUUUUGAGCCGCUGUUAUUACUGUAUAGCUAACGUUACACAGUGAAGCCAGAAGCCUCAUGUUUUCGUCGAGCCAAGAGGAGCACUGCGCCCCGUCUAAAGACCCAGUGAAAUACGGGGAACUGGUGGUGCUCGGGUACAAUGGCUCUCUGCCCAACGGAGAUAGGGGUAGAAGGAAAAGCAGGUUUGCGCUAUACAGGAGGACCAAAGCCAAUGGCGUCAAACCAAGCACUGUGCAUAUCCUCAACACACCACAGGCAAGCAAGGCUGUGAACUGUAAGGGCCAACACAGCAUAUCCUACACACUGUCCCGGAACCAGACAGUAGUGGUGGAGUACUGCCAUGAUAAAGACACAGACAUGUUUCAGAUUGGGCGGUCCACUGAGAGUCCCAUAGACUUUGUGGUGACGGACACUAUAGCAGGAGGCCAGGACGGAGAGGAGACUCCCAUCACACAGAGUACCAUCUCCCGUUUCGCCUGCAGAGUCGUCUGUGAGCGCACCCCGCCCUUCACUGCUCGCAUCUACGCAGCUGGUUUCGACUCUUCCAAAAACAUCUUCCUUGGGGAAAAAGCUGCUAAAUGGAAGAACCCUGAUGGUCACAUGGACGGACUUACAACUAAUGGUGUGCUGGUAAUGCAUCCUAGAGGUGGCUUCACGGAAGAGUCAAAGCCUGGUGUCUGGAGAGAGAUCUCUGUAUGUGGGGAUGUUUACACACUGAGAGAGACGCGCUCAGCACAGUGCCCCGGAAAACUGGUUGAGAAUGAGAAUAACAUACUGCUGGAUGGCUCACUGGUGGAUCUAUGCGGAGCCACUUUGCUGUGGCGCACUGCUGAAGGCCUCUUCCACACUCCCACCCAAAAGCAUCUGGAGGCUCUCAGACAGGAGAUAAACGCAGCACGGCCUCAGUGCCCUGUAGGUCUCAACACCCUCGCCUUCCCCAGCAUGCAACGCAGCCGUGCCCUUUCUUCUCUGGAGGACAAGCAGCCUUGGGUCUACCUGGCCUGCGGUCAUGUGCAUGGCUACCACAACUGGGGCCACCGCUCAGAGCAGGAGGCCAACGCCCAGCGAGAGUGUCCCAUGUGUCGGGUGGUCGGGCCAUAUGUGCCGCUGUGGCUGGGUUGUGAGGCGGCCUUUUACGUGGACACCGGAGCACCCACACACGCCUUUGUGCCAUGUGGACACGUGUGUUCGGAAAAGUCGGUCAAGUACUGGGCGGAGAUCCCCCUGCCCCACGGCACCCACGCCUUCCACGCUGCCUGCCCUUUCUGUGCCACGCAGCUCAGUCUGACUCAGGGCUGUUCCAAGUUGAUCUUCCAAGGCCCGGUGGACUGAGCUGAAGGGUCUCGCUCCAGCAGAUCAGACAGGAAUGCCAACACGCUGUGAAACUGUUUGGAUUAUUUUGUGAUUUAUUUUGUUCAUGUGAGUCAGCUGUGGACAGGAGCAAGUUCUGUUCAUAUACUGUGGAUUCUGCACAACAGGGAGACAUUACAGGUUGUUCAGGGCCAAUUGUGGCUGUUUGAUGGCCUCUGUGGGCUACAGAGAUGUUGGACACACAGGACCAAAGAAACCUGGCUCCUCUGGAAUGAAAUACUAUUUUAUUCUGUUUUGCCACCCUACUGCUUUUAACAAGGCUGCAGCACUGGGAUGUUCUGAACUACAAUGGCUGCUUGGUUUGCAUCACAACUCUGCAGAAAAGGAAUUCAUUGUUUGUUCCCCUGAAUCAGACGGAAACAGAAAACAUUGAGCCGGUUUUGUUGGUUCUGUUCGGAAUGAAAAGGGGACGGAGGGUUUGUUGUUGAAAUACUGGUUGGCCUGAGUCUUUGCAGAGCCAGACAGCUGGACUGUUGGCUGGGAGAAAGGACAGGAGAAAGUCGGGGUCAAAGUGUUCCCCCUUCACCCUCCCACUGUGAAACCCUGAUAACUCCUGGUUUGUGCAGCUCUCUGGUUUUGGCUUCAAUUUUUUGAACAAACUCUGAGGAGGGUCAAAGACUUAUUGUGUAUAGAGAUACGAAGAGAUAUUAUCCAGUGCCUCAAAUCCCAUUAAACUGUGGGAGUGUUUCCUUGAAUGAGUAAAGAUAUUUUGAAAGGCAAAGGGAGAGAUAGUUUUGCAUCCUUAAGACAUCCCACACAGAUUCUUCUUCACAUUUUUUACCCAACAGAAGACAUAUUUUACUACAGUGAGGCCCUUGUACUGUUUUGUAAUGCAAAUGUUAAUAUAUUUUUCUCCUGAAAACACAAUAUGUAAGGAUGUUUAGGAGUGUGUGCAUUAUUGUAUGAUUGUGUGUGUGUAUGUGUGUGGGGUGGAUUUUGUUGGUGCCCUCAGGCUUUGUUAAAAUUGCCCUGCAUCAUUUCACCCUCAACACCUUUUUAUGAUCGCGCCACCCACCAAAAAGAAACGGCUACCAGGGAGAACACAGAAAUCAAAGCGACCUUGUAGGGUUUGACAGUGAAUGUGCUGAUACACAUUGGCUCUCCUUACUGGUGGUGCUUCAGUUAUACAACUUUCUUUCUAAAUGGCUGUGCUGUUAAAGAUUUGAGAUAGAACACUUUGGAAACUGUGUUAUGAGUCAACCGCACCUGCGUGCUAGUUCAGAGGCUAGCUGUGUCCCUUCCCCACACACAUGUACUGUUUUAAAUCUGCACUGCUGUUAGCUUUAUCCCACGCUAGGUCUGAUCCAAUGAUUUCUCCGCUGUCAGACCUGGGCACAGUCUCACAAGCAUCCAGAGAUUAUACCAAAUAUAAGGAGGGAGCAGUUUUCUCUCCACACAAGAGAUGUAAGGUCCACUUUUUCCGAUCCAAAGUGUUUCUGUAAACAAUCCUAAACCCAAACUGCUGCUACGGUGGAAUGGUGACAGCUCUGGAUUACGGACGAGGCUGAUUGCAACCAGCAGCAUGGGAAUAAUGACAUUUUUGCACACCAUGCCAAAUUUAGUAAAUUCUAUUGUGUGUGGAUGAGUCAAGUUGUCCAAAACAAAGCAGCAGAUGAACUGAAACUAAAGAAUCUGGGACGAAUCUGUGCAUUCUUCUGUGAUGUUAGCUUAGCAGGCUGUGCCCAUAUGUAAGGGGUAGUUGAAGGCAUUAAUCCUGCCACUAGCUUUUGAAAUAUAUUGAGCAUUAAAUUAUGGGAUGUUGAGGCUAUUGUUUUUAAGAUGUUCAAAUUUUCUUCAGGGUUGCAUUAAUAUUAUUACGUUUGAGGGGAAAGAUCACCUUGAUUUAAGGCUCCUCGACUGUCGGAGCAUUUUUCUGAUUCAGUUCCUUCCUAAGAGAAACAUACCUAGCAUUCUUACAGGCAUCAGCAGCAUUAUGCUUCACUCCAAGCACAGUGCAUUUCUGGAUGGCUUGUUUUCUUCAAGUUUUAUGUAACUGCCAAGCAGGGUCAAGUACUAAGCCACAUAAUGUACAGUAGCAUUCCUCCUAAACACUAUGAGCUCCAACACUGUGCCCGUUUGCUUUAGACCAUGUUCUGUAACAGCUGCGGAGUAGCUGCCUCAAACAUUCCUCCUCGGUAAACAUGGGUGGGGCCCUCAGUUCACCCAAGGGCUUGUUCUAUGAUUUUGUCUCUUACAGGCACUCUGUACACAAGCCAUAGAAUGCACUGAUGCUCCCAAUGUCUCCUUUGCAAAGAAUAAAAAUAUUUUUUAAAAAUAAACAA